Gastrolobium bilobum is the source of this 674-nucleotide messenger RNA. Its product is annotated as major allergen Pru ar 1-like. Gene Ontology annotation, molecular function: abscisic acid binding; signaling receptor activity; protein phosphatase inhibitor activity. Gene Ontology annotation, cellular component: cytoplasm; nucleus. Gene Ontology annotation, biological process: abscisic acid-activated signaling pathway; defense response. The record is from RefSeq and is a predicted model, not a curated record. NCBI's taxonomy places the organism in Eukaryota, Viridiplantae, Streptophyta, Magnoliopsida, Fabales, Fabaceae. The transcript is spliced from 2 exons. The coding region runs from base 81 to 563 and encodes 160 amino acids.
AUCUCACUCCACUGCAUUUCAAAGUUCUUCAUAUCUACCCUACUUCAAUUUUCUAGCUAUAUCUUCUUGUUCUAAGGAAAAUGGAUGUCUUGACACUCACCGAGGAGUUCACUAGCACUGUCCAGGCAGAGAGGCUGUUCAAGGCUUUGAUCCUUGAUGCUCCAAACCUCAUGCCCAAGCUAAUGCCUCAGGCUAUUAAGAGUGUUCAACUUGUUGAAGGCAAUGGAGGCCCCGGAAGCAUUCAGGAGAUAACCACUGCUGAAGGUGCAAACAUCAAACACUUGAAGCAUAGAAUUGAUGCAAUAGACAAAGAGAAUUUGACAUAUAGCUAUGCAGUGAUUGAGGGGGAUGCUGUACUGGAAAAGGUUGAAUCAGUUUCACAUGAGAUAAAGUUCGAGCCUGAUACAAAGGGUGGUUGUAAAGUGAAGAAUGUUAGCAAGUAUCAUCCCAAAGCAGGGGUUGAGAUCAAAGAGGAGGAUUUCAAAGCUUCCAGGGAGGAAGGCUCGGCUAUCCUCAAGGUAGUGGAUGCCUAUCUUGUGGCAAACCCUGAGGCCUAUGCUUGAAGUGAUCUUAUAGUGCACCUUUGCAUUAUGUUAUAUCAUGAUGUACUUUCAGUUUAGCCUAUAUGGUUUACUAUGAAUCCAAAUAUGAUAUGGCUAUAAUAAUAAAACUUA